Messenger RNA from Fulmarus glacialis (Northern fulmar), 916 nucleotides. RefSeq names its product spermatogenesis-associated protein 16-like. Gene Ontology annotation, biological process: spermatogenesis. The record is from RefSeq and is a predicted model, not a curated record. NCBI's taxonomy places the organism in Eukaryota, Metazoa, Chordata, Aves, Procellariiformes, Procellariidae. The annotation marks the transcript as partial. The transcript is spliced from 7 exons. Gene Ontology annotation, cellular component: Golgi apparatus.
GAGCGCCAUGAUUGCUGACUAUACGUACUGGCUGACAGGAGGCACUGAGCAGCAUAUAAGCAAGCUCAUCAAACUGUAUUGGCAGGCUAUGAUUGAAGAAGCCAUCACUAGAGAAGAAUCUUUUUCAGUUAUGUACACACCAUUUGUGACAGAAGUCAAGGCUGACAAAAUAAACAAGAUAAAGGACAUGUUUGCUGAAAAGCACCCUGAUUACGUGGAGCACAUAUAUACAGAUCCUCAUGGACUUCACAUCUUGCCACAGAUGGCUGAGUGGCCGUCUCUGCUGCCCCAGCGGUACUUACUGACUCUGGGUUUCAGAAACAAACAUAUUGGAAAAAUCUUGGAAAGGUGGUCAAAUAGAAAACUGCCAAUCUUUUCAGACCGGAAAGCACCUUUCAGUCCUCUCACAAAAGAAGAAACAAAAAGAUAUUGGGAUAACACUGGGAAAAAGAUCGUGCCAGUAAUGGAUUUUAUAAGAAGCACCAAAUUAACUGACAAUCUCUGUGCAUGUUCACGUGGGAUAGAGAAGUUGCAUUACGCCAGCCUCCUCGGCCGUUUGCAGAGAGUCGAGGAACGGUCCCAAGUGAUUAAUCAAGCGAUGGCUGAGCUAGCAACCAUUCCCUACCUGCAGGACAUUAGUCAGCAGGAUGCCGAACUGCUGCAGUCGCUAAUGGCAGAUGCCAUGGACACCCUUGAAGGAAGAAGUGAUAAAGGACGUGUGUGGAAUAAAAUUCAGAAGAUUGGACUAAUUGAAGACUACUUAUACCAAGUAGAAGACAAUUACUUAAAGAACAAAAGGCUGAGAACAGCUAGGACGGAAAAAAUGAAAAUGAAGAGGACUCAAAGUACACAGCAACAUCAGAGCCUAGGAAAUACAGAACUGUCCCUUACCAGCCCUAAAGACAUGGCCACAUAG